ACCAAAGCCCACAAGAUGAGUUGUGUGUUGGCUUGGCUUGAGUUGUGGGUUUGCUGUUUUUGCGUGUGGGUGGAAGUGAGAGAAAAAGGUGACGCUUCCUGGCUAGAUCUCUGUCUUGCAAGAUAAUAGUGCUGCUAAGGUAGAACUGGGUGGAAGUAGACCUGAGGACUCAACUGGGACCAUCAAGAUCAUCAUUGCCUUGGAAAUAGCAAUGGGAGAGAAGUGGAUGUGGGACUUUCUAACUGAGCCAUCUUUGGAUAUCAAACAUCUUUGUUUGGUGAAGAAGUACCGAUUGACGCAAGACCUCACCCAGCAAAAUAUCUCACCUCAGCCCUAUCAGAAGGCAAUUCAUCAUCUCCAUCUUUCUCUUUCCCUCAAAGUCUCAUGCCUCUCUCUUCUUCCGCUGUUUUUCCAGCUCCUUUGGCAAUCCGCUUCUGCAGGUCCUCCUUCGUUCUCUGUUUCCCCCAAACAAGAAGUCUAUAGUACCGGAGAAUCUAUAAACCUCACAUGUUCAGCUGCAGCAAACCAUCGCAUAUCAAGGGUCCAGUUUACUAACCGCAAGUGGAUCCUCUAUUUCUCCCAUCUCCCAUUGUUGACGGGGAACUUCACGCACGUCCUGCACCUCUCUCCACAAGACAGCGGGAUGUUCUCCUGCAUUUACUACGUUGAGGAGCCUGGGCAGGAGACUCUGUACCUGGAAAGCAAAGCGAUCAAGAUCUCGGUGUUGGAUCCCCUUCCUCCUCCCAUCCUAUGGUUGGAUCCUCCACCCAGAGGAAUGAACGAAGGAGAGUCUUUGCUCUUGACUUGCUCAACCCACCAGACCAACAGAAAGAGAAAGUUCCACUUCUUCAGGAAUGAGGUGGAGAUGAUGACCUCCAGCCUUGAGGAACCUCCAACGUCCAGAGAACUUGAAGAGGCUUCUCCAAAGGCUUCCUCUGUACAUAUCCUACAUGCGGGACCCAUUCAAACUGGGAUAUUCACCUGCAGGUAUGAGGAAAAAAGCAGCAAUGGGUGGACCCUCUCUCCCCGGAGCCAGACGGUGUAUCUCACAGUCUUGGCCCCGAAGCCUUGCGAACCAUCAACAUUGUUGUAUGUGUGGAUGGUAAUUCCGCUUGCGAUGGUGCUCCCCAUGGUCCCUCUGGCUUACUAUUUCGGGAGAAAGAAGAGCGCACCAAAACGCCAGGAAACAGUUCGGCCAGAGGAACACAAGGAAGAAAAUUAUUUCGAAUAUGUUGAAAUGAGACGUCUUAAUUGCCCAUUAUACAGCGCUCAGCCAUCACACUUGACAAGCUUUGCACCUCUUGUUCUGACACAACCGAAGCCAGCGUCAAAGAUGGAGAAUGGAUUCAAGGUACUGGGAGAAGAGGAAAAAGAAGAGGAUCUGUACAAGAACAUCCCACGUCAAGUCAAAAGCAGAACACAAAGCUAGACAUUGAAGAGUGGAAGAAGCACCUACAGCAGGCAUGGGCCAACCCGGGCCCUCCAGGUGUUUUGGACUUCAACUCCCACAAU
Anolis carolinensis (green anole) is the source of this 1512-nucleotide messenger RNA. RefSeq lists its product as uncharacterized. The record is from RefSeq and is a predicted model, not a curated record. Bases 212 to 1429 code for a protein of 405 amino acids. Gene Ontology annotation, biological process: cell surface receptor signaling pathway. Gene Ontology annotation, cellular component: plasma membrane. Lineage: Eukaryota; Metazoa; Chordata; Lepidosauria; Squamata; Anolidae. Gene Ontology annotation, molecular function: transmembrane signaling receptor activity. The transcript is spliced from 7 exons.